Molecule: messenger RNA, 2436 nt
Organism: Adineta ricciae
Lineage: Eukaryota; Metazoa; Rotifera; Eurotatoria; Adinetida; Adinetidae
Source: the annotation of a GenBank genome assembly
AUGGUAGACAUAAGCACCUCAUCAUUACUGCAAAGCAACCUAACGACAAUUUUACAUUGGCCUGUAGCACGUAAAAUCGAAUUACUUUCGUCAUUUUCUCAAUGUUCAGCGCCAUUAUGUUUGUGUGCUGGAUGGAUCAAACCUAAUGAAAUUAUAGUCAAUGAUAUCACAACCAAUGAUGAUACAACGAUAACGCGUAAACCGUUAUUAUGCGUUGCAUGCCAACAUUCAUUUGAUGUGCAUUACAAUGAAAAGACCAAAGCAAAAUAUUGGUCAUCAGAAUCUUCACUCGAGCAAGUCGAUUCAGCCAUUCAAACCUUACUUGAUGCUGAUCUUUUGAUUCGUUUUGCAACAUCAUCGUCACUGUCUGAUCAACAUGAUUUAUCAACGAAUCGAACGCUUCUAUUUGUUGCACAAACCUUACAAUCGACAAUUACAACAAUGGCCAUUCACACAACACGACGAGAAUUAGUUCAAUCAAAUAUGGUCAAUUUAUUGGGAAUGUGUCCAUUCGAACAACCGUGCAUACGCGAUGCGGUGAUUAAUUUUAUUUGUUCAACAUCAUCGACGUUUACUUCGUCAGCAACAAAUGAUAAUCAGCAAAUACAUGUUGUUUUCGAAGCGGGAAAACAAUUCUUACAUUUGUUAAAUACAUGGAAAAUGUCAUCACAUGUCGCUCAUCAACUAUGGGCACAGCAGCAAUCAUCACCGCAAACAAAUAUCAGAAAAAACACGAAUUAUGAACUGUGGUAUGCUCGCUGGGUCGGUUAUUGUAUUAUUCCUCAACUAUGUCCAAAAUCUUUGACAAAAUACGAUCUCAUCACCAUAUUUGGCCAAGAAUAUCUUCUACUCAUAUUUGAACAUUUCAAAUCAGAUAUGCUAUCGUCGCGUUCGUUAACGCCAUCGUUGUUGCGUUUUUUCGACACUUUUCAACAAACACUACUUGAACCCGAUGCACCAUGUUGGUCAACAUCCUAUGAACGACCAGUCCUACCUAUGCUCGAAGCCAAUAUUGAAUCACUAUUAGGUGCGAGUAAUGACUCAUCCAAUGCACCAAUGAAUGCAAUCAAUGAAACCACCGAAAAGAAGAUCACUCGACGCGUGUCGAAAGCAUUAACGAAUAAAAAGCAAUUGAAAAGAUUAGAACCAAUUCGAAUGCUUGCUUCUUCAUCAGCAUCGUCAUUAUCAGCUGCAGCAUCUUCGUCAACAUCACAAUUACAACAGCAAUUACAGCAAAAUUCAUCUUCGGCACCUGGUAGUGAAUUUGUCAGUCAAGUUUGGACUUGUGUAUGUGAUCGUCAUGAGCAACGUUUACAAGCUGAAAUCGAGAAAACUCUAUUCAAAGCUAAUCCGAAACGUGAUGAAGUCGCACGUCUUGCCGAACAACGAGGUUUUGCCGAAUUUCAUUUAAUCAAACAUGACCUAAGCAAACAUGGAGCCGAUGAAACAGAUUUGAUGUAUAAAAGGCUGUUACAAUUAAUCAACGUGUUUUCACGCGCUCUACCAAAAAUGCCACAGAAUUAUAUUGCCCGUACGGUACUGGACCCGCGACAUCAAUCAUUAAUUAUUAUUUUUGCAUCGAAAGUUAUCGGUGGCAUUUGUUUUCGGAUGUUUCCGCAUCGGAAUUUUUCUGAAAUCGUCUUUUGUGCCGUAAGUGAAUAUCAACAAGUACGUGGCUAUGGUACGCAUCUGAUGAAUCAUCUAAAAGACUAUCAUAUACGAUUAAAUAUAACCAAUCUAUUAACCUACGCCGAUGGCUUUGCUGUUGGUUAUUUCAAAAAACAAGGUUUUUCAUCUACUAUAACAUUAAAUGAACAAGUUUAUACGGGCUACAUCAAAGAUUACGAUGGAGCAACUCUAAUGCAAUGUUCACUCUAUACUCAGGUGACAUAUACACGUUUAACCGAAACAUUAUCCUUAAUUAAAGAAAGUAUUAAUGUUAUUCGAUCGCAUCGUUACAAUCAAAUCAAACUAGCCCAUCCCGAUGCGAAAUUUCUCUCCAAUGAUAUUCCUACAACUGACUUGAGUAACUACGAAGGUCUCCUUAACUACGAUCCGAAUGACACAAUCUCUAAUGACGAUUCAGUUGAUAUUAACUUAUUGUAUAUUACAUUAAAAAGCGUUUAUCAAGAGAUUCGUUUACAUCCUUAUGCUAGUCAUGUACAGAAACGAACUGCUUUUCAAGAUUAUUUAUCCACACCACCAUUGUUUCCUAUCGAUUUGGAUAUGAUACAAGAUAGAUUAAAAAACAAAUAUUAUACUAAUGCUUAUACGUUUACAGCGGAUGUUAGCCGUCUAUUAGAAAUAGCUGGACGCGCCUAUGCCAAUCAGAAGAAAGAUCAUUCGAAUGACAUACGCGCAUUUGAUACAUUUGUAAGACGAAAAAUGAAUGAAUUCGGUUUAGAAAUCGGCCACAUCCAACAAAUCUCAGAAUAG